GAAGGAGAGGGAGCCUCGCGGGGGCGAGCGGACGCUGGGGCAGGCAAGGCCGGGCCGUGCGCCAGGGCGCGCCCUCGCUCGGCGAGCGGGCAGGCGGCGGGGGCAAGAGCGAGCUGGCGGCGCGCCUCCUUCUCCGCCGGCCUCUCUCCGCUCCGCCUCGACGAAUGUCCUCCGGGCUGCGUCGGGCGGCCCUGCUGGGACUCGGCCUGCUCCUCUCCAGGGCGGCUCAAGCGGGACGCUGCCCGGCCGCGCUCUGGCCGCCGCCGCCUCUCUCCUUGCCUGCCCGCGCGGGUCUUGGCGCGCCGGCCGUGGCCAUGCAGAGCUCGGGGGCGGCGCAGGGGCCCAAGUACCUCGGCCAAAAAGAAGCUCAAGCCAUAGACCAAGACCUGUUUGAUGAGUACAAAUUCAGCGUUGACCAGCUGAUGGAGCUGGCUGGGCUGAGCUGUGCCACAGCCAUUGCCAAGGCCUACCCAGCCAGCUCCUUCACCAUUGACCAGCCAUCUGUGUUGGUUGUGUGCGGCCCUGGAAACAAUGGAGGGGAUGGCCUUGUUUGCGCCCGGCACCUGAAAAUGUUUGGCUAUGAGCCAACUCUCUAUUACCCCAAACGCCCCAACAAACCGCUUUUUGAAGGUUUAACCACGCAAUGCAAGAAAAUGGACAUCCCGUUUCUUUCGGAGUUCCCAUCUGAAGCUGCACUCAUUGAUGAGAUCUACGGCCUGGUGGUGGAUGCUAUUUUUGGGUUCAGCUUCCAAGGGGCUGUGCGGGAACCCUUUGGCACUAUCCUGAGCAUUCUGGAGAAGGUCACUGUCCCCAUUGCGAGCAUCGAUAUCCCAUCCGGCUGGGAUGUGGAGAAAGGAAACGUUGAGGGGCUGCAGCCAGACAUGUUGAUCUCCCUCACUGCACCCAAAAAGGCUGCAAAGCAUUUCACUGGCCGCUACCAUUUCCUUGGGGGCAGGUUCGUUCCUGUGGCGGUGCAGAAGAAGUACUCACUUCACCUCCCACCGUACCCAGAGACAGACUGUGUUGUGCGGCUCUCUUAGCGGCUGAGGCCCAGCUGACGCUGUCCAUAUGAAAGGGCUCUUGAGAAGGAAUUAGGCUGGGUUGGGUGAUAGUUUAUUAGUUGGAGUUGCAAAUUAAGCCUUAAGUGGUCACAUGGCAUUUGACAAUAUACUGGAAGAAAGCAUUCAGCCACCUUUCCCUCUGCAGACAACGAACAUUCAAAUAAGUGGCAGCUUUAGAUCUUGGGAAGGGGGCGGUAUUGUUCAUCACAUUACCGAGUAUUACAGAGAAACUUUUCUUUUGGCACAGGGAAACUUUGGCCCUGCAGAUGUUGCUGAACUACAACUUCCAUCCUCCUCAGCCAUUGGUCAUACUUGCUGUGGCCAAUGGGAAUUACAGUUCAGCAACAUCUGGAGGCCCACAGGUUCCUCAUUCUUGUCUUAGCAGAAUCGCAUUCUUUUCCUUUGCAGAUGGAAGAGACCGUAAACAAACUUUCAUUUUCCUUCAAUAAAAACAUUUUAAAAAUA
This is a messenger RNA of Rhineura floridana, 1526 nucleotides long. It is a transcript of the gene NAXE, whose product is annotated as NAD(P)HX epimerase. The record is from RefSeq and is a predicted model, not a curated record. Gene Ontology annotation, cellular component: mitochondrion. Bases 165 to 1040 code for a protein of 291 amino acids. The transcript has 6 exons. Gene Ontology annotation, molecular function: NAD(P)HX epimerase activity. NCBI's taxonomy places the organism in Eukaryota, Metazoa, Chordata, Lepidosauria, Squamata, Rhineuridae.